Danio aesculapii is the source of this 896-nucleotide messenger RNA. RefSeq names its product hematopoietically expressed homeobox (gene hhex). Lineage: Eukaryota; Metazoa; Chordata; Actinopteri; Cypriniformes; Danionidae. Bases 65 to 751 code for a protein of 228 amino acids. The transcript is spliced from 4 exons. The record is from RefSeq and is a predicted model, not a curated record. Gene Ontology annotation, molecular function: DNA-binding transcription factor activity, RNA polymerase II-specific; RNA polymerase II cis-regulatory region sequence-specific DNA binding. Gene Ontology annotation, biological process: regulation of transcription by RNA polymerase II; cell differentiation.
CAGACUGCAUGGAAGCCGGAGCAGAAGCCGCACGAGUUUAUCCAGCAGCAGCUUUUCAUCCAUCAUGCAGUUCCAGCACCCGCACGCGCCUCUGUACGCACCGACGCCCGCGCCGCCCGCGCACCCGACGCCCUUCUACAUUGAAGACAUCUUGGGAAGAACCGGGAGCUCCUCCGGGCCGGUGGUGCCCACGCCGACUCUGCCGUCCCCGAACUCCUCUUUCACCAGCCUGAUCCCGUCCUACCGGACACCCAUCUACGAGCCCACGCCGAUACACCCGGUUCUGUCCCAGUACGUGUCCAUGUACCCGUUCCAGCGCUCUGUGGGAGACUUUGCGCAUGCGCUGAUCCGCCACGACCCGCUCGGUAAGCCUCUGCUGUGGUCUCCAUUCAUCCAGCGGCCGCUACACAAGCGCAAAGGCGGGCAGGUUCGGUUCUCCAACGAUCAGACCAUCGAGCUGGAGAAGAAGUUCGAGACGCAGAAAUAUCUGUCUCCGCCCGAGAGGAAGAGGCUCGCCAAGAUGCUGCAGCUCAGCGAGAGACAGGUCAAAACAUGGUUCCAGAACCGCCGGGCGAAAUGGAGGCGCCUGAAGCAGGAGAAUCCUCCGUCCGCCGGUAAGAGGGACGCGGAGGACUCGGACACGCGCAGACUCUCGGACGCAGCCGCGCGCGCGCGUGAAUUAGAGAGCGGUGCGUCCACUGAUUCAGAGGAGCUGCUGGACAUCGAGGACGAGCAUCAGUUCACCCUAUGAUGAGCCUUGCUCUUACUGUAAAUACUGUACCAUACUGUACAUUCCGCCAUACCUGACCACUAACUUAAUGGAUGUGUAUUUUGAUCGUGUGUUGUGGGAAACUGUACAUACUUGUGUUAUUCAAUAAAGGAUAUUUUGGGGAUAA